Messenger RNA from Cotesia congregata, 2682 nucleotides. The record is from the annotation of a GenBank genome assembly. NCBI's taxonomy places the organism in Eukaryota, Metazoa, Arthropoda, Insecta, Hymenoptera, Braconidae.
AUGUUCGCCAGUCGAUUGUUACUUCAAACUAAACGCACAUUUGCUGUAUAUACGACGACAAUGGCACAAUUGAAAGUAGCAAUUAUAGGUCAAAGUAAUUUCGCAGCAGAAGUUUAUAAACUUUUGAAGCAAGAUGGUCACAAAAUUACUGGAGUGUUUACAAUACCGGAUAAAUCUAAUCGAGAAGAUCCUUUAGCUGCGACUGCAAAAGCGGACAAUACUCCAGUUUUUAAAAUCAAAGCAUGGAGAAGUAAAGGUGUGCCGCUACCUGAAAUAUUAGAUCUUUACAAAAGUAUUGAUGUUGAUCUUAAUGUAUUACCGUUUUGCACCCAAUUUAUUCCAAUGGAAGUUAUCGAUCAUCCAAAACAUAAAAAAGCUGGAUUUUCGAUAUUUUGGGCCGACGAUGGCUUGGAUACAGGCCCUAUUUUGCUACAAAAAUCAUGCUCAGUUGAUCCAGAUGACACUUUAGAUACUUUGUACAAUAACUUCUUAUAUCCAAAAGGUAUCAAAGCAAUGGGCGAAGCAGUAAAUCUUGUAGCGAGUGGAAAAGCGCCUAAAAUACCCCAAUCUGCAAAAGGUGCAACCUAUGAUGCGUUAUUAAAUAAAGAAGAAUUGCAGAAGAUUGAUUGGAAAAGUAAAUCUGCGGUACAAGUUCACAAUUUUAUUCGAGCGUUUGAUAGUACACCUGGUGCUUGGACAACAUUGGACGGUCAAAAAGUCCGCUUUUACGGAUCGAAAUUGUGGAGUGAAGAGAAACCUGAAGGAGAUGUUGUCGACGUCGAUGGUAACACUGGGAUUGUUCAUGACAGCGGUUUGUUAGUCGUCACUUCAGAUGGAAAAUACGUGAACGUCGAGAAGCUUAAAAUUGGAACUAAAACGAUUCUGGCGUCCAAGUACGGGAAGGUCAGUGAAUCAGCGAGCAUCGACUUUACGGAUGAAGAACAAAUAAAUGUUGAAUCGAUAAGACAAAUUUGGAAAAGUAUUCUUAACGUGGAAGUAGACAAUGAUACAGAUUUUUUUGCUUGUGGUGCUGGUAGCAUGGACGUAGUAAGACUGGUCGAAGAAGUUAAAGACCUUAUUGGCGUAACAAUGCAAAACACAGAUGUAUUUAUGGCACCAGUUUUCAUUGAAUUCGCAACGUCAGUCAUUGCAGCAGGUAGAGGAGCUUCUGGAGCCGGGAAAGACGUUAAAUAUGAUGCUGUUGAAGUUCGUGCAAAUAAUCUUGAUUUAAAAUUUCCACGUCAGCUUUUUAUCAACGGGCAGUUUGUCAAUGGCCACGGUAAACCGAUACCUACCAUUGAUCCACAUGAUGAGCAUGUUAUAUGUCAUAUUGAGAGCGCAACUUCUGAGGACGUUGAUCUGGCAGUGAAAGCUGCCAAGAAAGCAUUUGACGAGGGAGAAUGGAGCAAAAUGAGUGCCCGUGAUCGUGGUACUUUACUUUUUAAGUUGGCAGAUUUGAUGGAGCAGCAUAAAGAAGAAUUGGCAACGAUUGAGAGCAUCGAUUCGGGAGCUGUUUACACUCUGGCUUUAAAAACUCAUGUAGGAAUGUCAAUUGAAACGUGGAGAUAUUUUGCCGGUUGGUGCGACAAAAUCCAAGGGUCAACUAUUCCUAUAUCGCAUGCGAGGCCAAAUCGUAAUUUAACUUUUACCAAAAAAGAGCCCAUUGGAGUGUGUGGUUUGGUUACACCUUGGAACUAUCCACUAAUGAUGUUGUCAUGGAAAAUGGCAGCCUGUUUAGCUGCGGGGAACACUGUUGUAAUGAAACCAGCUCAAGCUUCACCGCUCACUGCUCUUAAGUUUGCUGAACUAUCGGUUAAAGCGGGUAUUCCACCUGGAGUUAUUAACAUUGUGCCCGGUAAUGGCUCAGUGACAGGAAUGUCUAUCGUCAAUCAUCCACUAAUUAGAAAGCUUGGGUUUACUGGUUCUACGGAAAUCGGGCAAAUGAUCAUGAAAAGCUGUGCAGAGAGUAAUUUGAAAAAAGUUUCUUUGGAGUUAGGUGGGAAAAGUCCACUUGUUAUAUUUGAAGAUGCUGAUUUACAGCAUGCUGUCAGAGUUGGCAUGAGCAGUGUCUUUUUCAAUAAAGGAGAAAAUUGCAUCGCUGCAGGCCGUCUCUUUGUUGAAGAUAGGAUUCACGAUGAAUUUGUGAAGCGAACUGUUGAAGAAGUUAAAAAAAUAGUUAUCGGGAAUCCGUUGGAUAGAAAAACAUCUCACGGACCACAGAAUCACAAGAAUCAUCUAGAUAAACUGAUCGAAUUUGUAGAGACAGGUGUGAAAGAAGGCGCGACUUUGGUCUACGGUGGAAAACGAUUAAAUAGACCAGGCUGGUACUUCGAACCGACUAUUUUUACCAAUGUCAAAGAUGAAAUGUUCAUUGCUAAAGAAGAAUCAUUCGGUCCAAUUAUGAUCAUAUCCAAAUUUAAUUCUAACAAUUUAGAUAAAUUGAUAGCACGUGCUAACAAUACCGAAUUCGGGCUUGCUUCAGGUGUUCUUAGUAAGGAUAUCAGUCGAGCUUUGCGUUUUGCUGAAAAAAUAGAUGCUGGAACGGUAUUUAUUAAUACUUACAAUAAAACUGAUGUAGCUGCACCGUUUGGUGGAUUUAAACAAUCAGGAUUUGGCAAAGAUUUAGGCCAGGAAGCACUUAAUGAGUAUCUCAAAACGAAGACUGUUACUAUCGAAUAUUAA